GGAGAUGCAGCGGCGGCUCCGGGUGUCACGGCGCAGGCCGGGCGGUGUGCGGGCCGGAGGCGGGCAAGGGGUACUCGCCGCUGCACCCACAUUCUGCUGACGCCCCAGCCCUGCAGGCGGUCUAGGGUGGUCCCAACUGUCGUCCUGCUUUACAGUCCCCACCCCUCCGCCCUUUGUGCCGCCGCCACCCGGCGUCCCAGUUCGGCGGGACCCGGGGAGCGCGGGAGCCAGAGGCCCCACUGGGCGCACGGCCGGUAGCGGAUGGCGAUCACGGGCGGCGGGCGCAGGGGCGCUGCAGCCCGAGCCCGCGACGUUGGAAGCCCGGGCCGCCUCCGCCGCAUUGUCCCGGGCUGCGAGCCCAGGCCCUGAGCUGCCGCAGCGCCCGCCCACCGCCACCCGCGGGGCCAUGCGGAGAGCCGCGGGGAUGGAGGAGUACUCCGCAGAGGAGGAGGAGUCCUGGUACGACCAUCAGGACCUGGAGCAGGACUUGCACCUAGCGGCAGAGCUCGGGAAGACUCUGCUGGAGAGAAACAAGGAGCUGGAGGAGUCCCUGCAGCAGAUGUACUCUACCAAUGAGGAGCAGGUGCAGGAGAUCGAGUACCUGACCAAGCAGCUGGACACGCUGAGGCUAGUGAAUGAGCAGCAUGCCAAAGUGUACGAGCAGCUGGACCUGACUGCCAGAGACCUGGAGCUGACCAACCAGAGGCUGGUGUUGGAGAGUAAGGCUGCCCAGCAGAAGAUCCAUGGGCUAACAGAAACCAUCGAGCGCCUGCAGUCCCAGGUCGAGGAGCUCCAGGCCCAGGUGGAGCAACUUCGAGGCCUGGAGCAAGUCCGGGUUCGCAGGGAAAAGCGGGAACGCAGGAGAACCAUCCAUACCUUCCCCUGCCUAAAGGAGCUGUGCACGAGUCCCCGAUGUGAGGAUGCCUUCCGCCUACACAGUUCCUCGCUGGAGCUGGGUCCUCGGCCGCUGGAGCAGGAAAACGAACGACUGCAGACUUUGGUUGGGGUGCUCCGUUCCCAGGUGAGCCAGGAGCGACAGCGCAAGGAGCGGGCAGAACGUGAGUACACUCUGGUGCUGCAGGAGUACACGGAGCUGGAGCGACAGCUGUGCGAGAUGGAGGGCUGCCGCCUGCGCGUGCAGGAGCUGGAGGCCGAGCUGCUGGAGCUGCAGCAGAUGAAGCAGGCCAAGACCUACCUGCUGGCCCGGGAUGAGCACCUGGCCGAGGCUUUGCUGGCGCCCCUCACUCAGGCCCCUGAGGCUGAUGACCCCCAGCCAGGAAGCGGAGAUGACCCCAAUGCCCAGGAUGGUGUCUCCUCGCCUGCAGCUUCCCCCAGCCACGCGGUGCGCAAGAGCUGCAGCGACACGGCACUCAAUGCCAUAGUGGCCAAAGACCCAGCCAGCCGGCACGCUGGCAACCUCACUUUGCAUGCCAACAGUGUGCGCAGGCGCGGUAUGUCUAUCCUGAGGGAGGUGGACGAGCAGUACCACGCCCUGCUGGAAAAAUACGAGGAGCUUCUGAGCAAGUGCCGGCAGCAUGGUGCCGGGGUGCGGCACGCGGGGGUGCAGACCUCACGGCCCAUCUCCCGGGACAGCUCAUGGAGGGACCUACUGGGGGGCGAGGAGAGCCAGGGGGAGGGCAAGGCGGGUGAGAAGAGCCUAAGCCAGCACGUGGAAGCUGUGGAUAAGCGGCUGGAGCAGAGCCAGCCUGAGUACAAGGCGCUCUUCAAAGAGAUCUUUGCCAGGAUCCAGAAGACCAAGGCCGACAUCAACGCCACCAAAGUCAAGACGCACAGCAGCAAGUGACCCCUCUCUAGGCCUGUAGCUUCCCUCUGCCUCCUCUCCAGAGGGGGUCUGUCAGGCCUGGAUGGCAGCCUCUUGGCAAGUGAGAGAGCCCUUUACGCAGCAAUAUACCAUAGCUGGUGGCUGGAGCAUGGGCAAGGAAAGCCUUUCUGAUCUAAGGGACACAGCAUAUCUCCUGCUGGUGGCCCAGCUCACUUGUUCUGCCUCCCUUGGCCACUUUGCUUCAGCUUGAAGGCACAGCUCAGUUUAAAAGCCAAACACACUCCCCACCCGCCACUGCCACCCUGCCACUGUCCCCUCAGCUUCUGGACCCCAGGCCCCUGACCCUCAGCUCGCCCCCAGUCUUCUGCAAGCCUUUCCGGCUUCACCCUCCAAAGUUGUCUUUCUGAGAGAUUUGCAAUGCAGGGCCGCCCGAAGCCUUGUCACAACUGGAAACACUUGAAAGGGGGCCUCAGAGCCAGCCAUUGCUGGUGUCUGGGGUCUCCUAGACCGUCCACUGCUUCUCGCCAGUCAUACCGUCAUUCGCUUAGCACCAGCUGUACCACUCCCAGAUCUGGGCAGGGCACCGAUAGCUCCCUCCCACCUUGCAGAGCAGGAAGCUUUAGCUAGGCUCCACUGUACCCGCUCCGCCCUGGCAAAUGCCUUCAGCUCACCACAGACCUGUAGCCAAUCCGAAUAGAGGAAGAGGGAGCCCCUCGACAGCCAUACAUGGGUAGUGUUCCUUUCCUCUGAGAGCCAAGUUCCAUUCCUGGAAUUACCUUCUGGGCAUGAAGCCUCCAGGGUCUGGGAUGAAGGGACCUCCCCCGAGCCUAUGAACCACCAAUGCUUCCCUCCCUUUCUCUGUGCUUGCCCUCAUCUCAGGGACCAUGACGUCUCUCAUCCACCCUCUCUUCCUCAGGCCAACCCUGGGACAGUUCACAUCUGCAGCCUUCAGAAUGUCUAUGUGGGUGUCACCAGCCCAGGUCCAAGUGUUCAUUCCUGUCCUUCACCAGGGACUGCGGGGUCCUUACUAGUUUUGAUUGGUUGGGUUUUGUUCUGGGUGUUUGUUUGUUUGUUUGUUUCUCUCUCUCUCUCUCUCUUUUUUUUUUUUUUCCCCCCCGGAGCUGAGGACCGAACCCAGGGCCUUGCGCUUGCUAGGCAAGUGCUCUACCACUGAGCUAAAUCCCCAACCCAGUUUUUGUUUGUUUUGUUUUGUUUUGUUUUGAGACAGGGUUUCUCUGUGUAUCCUUGACUGUCCUGGAACUCGCUCUGGACCAGGCUGGCUUCCAACUCAGAGAUCCUCCUGCCUCUGCCUCCCAGGCACUGGGUGUGAUCCACUACUGCCGGGCCCUCAUGUUGUGCUGUAUUCUUAAGUUGAGGAAGAAAUCUCUCCCUUCCCACCUUUUUACAGAACACCUGCUCCUUAUCUCCCACUUCUAUGGGGGUGGCUUUUGAGGCUCCAUCUGGAUGAGGGGUUCAAUAUUUUAGUCUAAAACUUCAGAAAGUCAAGCAUCAUCUAAAACAUGCCCAGGGCCCCGGCUUGUCCUCAGCAGCCCUUCAGGGCUUCUGGUUCCUUCCACCACCCUUCCCAGGAUUCUAGAAAUCAAAGGAGCCAUACAAUCCAGUAGGAGGCAGUGACUCUGGCCUCAGUGCUGGGAGCCCAGUGGGAACCGUCAUGCCUUACCUCCGUCUAAUGGGUAAAGGGCUUUCUUACCAAGCAUGUCUGACAUCCCUGGAGAGGCUGUGUUGUUUCAGGUGGCACUGUAAUGCCAGCUGACAACCAGAUCCUUCUGUUCACCUUACUUGGAACCUUUUUUUGUCCUUUGGGGCCGGGCACCUGCAGACCCUCUGUGUGUCCCUGUCAUGUGGGGAUUGGGGAGGAAUUCAGGCCUGUUCACUUCCCCAGUUCUGUAGCAGCCGAUCAGUGUCACCUUUGAAGUAUACCUGAGAGAAAUAUAUUUACAAAUGCUUUAUUCUCUUCUUUAAUAAAAAAUGCACCAGUAUUCUAAAAGCA
Rattus norvegicus (Norway rat) is the source of this 3794-nucleotide messenger RNA. RefSeq names its product cerebellar degeneration-related protein 2-like (gene Cdr2l). The transcript is spliced from 5 exons. The record is from RefSeq and is marked validated. The coding region runs from base 407 to 1804 and encodes 465 amino acids. NCBI's taxonomy places the organism in Eukaryota, Metazoa, Chordata, Mammalia, Rodentia, Muridae. Gene Ontology annotation, molecular function: identical protein binding.